AUGACGGUCGCCGAGCUGCAGGCGGAGCUGCUCUGCGCCCAGCUCGAGGAGCAGAAUAGUAAUAAUAAAUCUUCGCCUCUCUUGCUCGUUCGCCCCUGGAUCGGCGUGUUCCGUUGCGGUCCUGGUGUUAUAUACUGUUGGUUGUUGCAUUUUCUUAACUUGUCCACACAAUUCCAGGUUAUGUUUGUCCUCUCCAAGCCAGAUGUCUUCAAGAGCUCAAACUCAGAUACCUACGUCAUGUUCGGGGAGGCCAAGAUUGAGGACCUGAGCACUCAGCUGCAUUCACAAGCGGCGGAGCAGUUCAAGGCGCCGAGCCCAAGCGGCAUCAUCUUGAAGGGCGAGCCGUCCAUGGCAGCAGCCCAUGACGACGAGGAGGUUGAUGAGACUGGUGUUGACAAGAAGGACGUUGAGUUCGUGAUGACGCAAGCCUCCGUGCCGAGAUCCAGGGCUGUGAAGGCGCUCAAGGAUGCGGGCAGCGACAUCGUCAGCGCCAUCAUGGAGUUGACUAACUAGGUAGGUGCCCGUAGGUGGAAUUGUGUCCUGAUAAUAGGGUCUUGGAUAGCAAAGCAGUCUUUUGGUGUGCCAUCUUGAAUGUUGCAGUUGCGGGAUUGGAUGUUCUGUCUCUCUGUUGAAACUAGCACUGGGAUGUAGGUUUCGUUGGUGUUUUAAACAUCUGAUGAUCACAAACUGCUUGCUCUUUAUGGGAAAUAUCUGAUUCGACUGUGCCAAAUUUUGCUACAACUGCAUGUCACUCUGUUUUGAGACAAUAUGUUCGUUCUAGUUAGCUUUUGAA
Messenger RNA from Triticum dicoccoides, 793 nucleotides. Its product is annotated as nascent polypeptide-associated complex subunit alpha-like protein 1. Gene Ontology annotation, cellular component: nascent polypeptide-associated complex. The record is from RefSeq and is a predicted model, not a curated record. NCBI's taxonomy places the organism in Eukaryota, Viridiplantae, Streptophyta, Magnoliopsida, Poales, Poaceae. The coding region runs from base 1 to 513 and encodes 170 amino acids. The transcript has 2 exons.